Messenger RNA from Teleopsis dalmanni, 426 nucleotides. Its product is annotated as glycine-rich cell wall structural protein-like. NCBI's taxonomy places the organism in Eukaryota, Metazoa, Arthropoda, Insecta, Diptera, Diopsidae. The transcript has a single exon. The record is from RefSeq and is a predicted model, not a curated record. The coding region runs from base 1 to 426 and encodes 141 amino acids.
AUGCGCGCUUUCGUAUUAAUAUUGUCGCUUUUUGGAGCUAUUCUUUUGGCGCGAUCACAUAGUUUAGAAGAUAUACCUUCUGGACUUGAACACGAUAAUGUAGGCGCUCGGCUUGCCCGGCAACAUGGUGGUCAUGGCGGCUUUGGUCAAGGUGGACAUGGUGGUUUUGGUCAAGGAGGUUUUGGUCAAGGUGGACAUGGUGGACAAGGAGGUUUUGGUCAAGGUGGUCAUGGCGGUUUUGGUCAAGGAGGUCAUGGUGGCCAAGGAGGAUUUGGUCAAGGUGGUUUCGGACAUGGUAGUCAGGGUGGCUUCGGACAAGGUGGUCAUGGUGGCCAAGGAGGCUUUGGACAAGGUGGUCAUGGUGGCCAGGGAGGCUUUGGACAUGGAAGUCAAGGAGGAUUUGGUGGCCAUGGACACCGAGGUUAA